Baudoinia panamericana UAMH 10762 is the source of this 676-nucleotide messenger RNA. RefSeq lists its product as uncharacterized. The transcript has a single exon. The record is from RefSeq and is a predicted model, not a curated record. Bases 216 to 629 code for a protein of 137 amino acids. NCBI's taxonomy places the organism in Eukaryota, Fungi, Ascomycota, Dothideomycetes, Mycosphaerellales, Teratosphaeriaceae.
GAGACAGCAUAUUACAUGGGAAAGGGCUAGCGAAUAAAACUGAUCAGCUGACAGCGACGCCUACAACAUCUCGCACCAUAUGUAUUCUCGAGACAUCGCCAUCCAGUCAUACUAUGUGAGACUGGGUAAGGACAAGGAGCCAACGUCAGAUUUGCUGAGAUACUUCACCAUGAUAUGUCUUGCUGUACCUCUUGACCGCUACUGCUUCAGGCUUCAUGCGAUCGCCAUCCGUCCACGAUUGCUGCCCAAGCGCCAGAAACUAUUCGUGCUUUUCGAUGCGGUCGGGCCAAGUCCUUGCAUUAUGGCAGCAGCUACAUUUAACCACGGAGCAUCGCACAGAUACGCUGCUCUGGAUGGCUUAUGGUGGUGGUGACUUAUACCUUGCUAGGUUCCUAUACUGGCAGUUCUCUGAAAGCCGGGCCAGCAAUGGACAUGCUGGUCUGUCAAACUUACCAUCGUCGUUACACAUCUACAGCUACGGAGGCGAAACAUCAUCCCAAACCCCUCGAGACCGCUUCUCAAAUAGCCUUAUUCGACGCCGAUUCACAGUACACCACAACUCGGAGAAGCGAAAUAGACCAUUGUUUUACGGUCAAACGCCGUCAGCGUGCUACCUAUAUCGUGCUUGAAGCAGAGAGCCCGCCGUGGGGUAUUCCGAAAUUGUCACAUUGCCGCC